Molecule: messenger RNA, 9499 nt
Organism: Frankliniella occidentalis (western flower thrips)
Lineage: Eukaryota; Metazoa; Arthropoda; Insecta; Thysanoptera; Thripidae
Product: protein dopey-1 homolog
Exons: 18
Biological process (GO): Golgi to endosome transport
Cellular component (GO): endosome; trans-Golgi network
Source: RefSeq, a predicted model, not a curated record
GGCCGGCCCCCAGUGGAACACCAUCGCCUUUAUGGGGCUUAUAUCAUGCUUUUAGAAGAACAACAUAACAUAGGUGUUCCACUUGAUUGGACAACAGCUGAAGUGCUGAAGUGCCACUUUAUGAGAAAGUUUCUUCUAUGUUAAUUCUUAAGCAAGUUAGGGGUCUGUUGAUAUAAUAAUUGUUUGAAUCUGUUUGUCAGCCAACAGGCAAAUUGGAUAGUUUUGAAGUCCCCUCCUUUAUUACUUUGAUUGUAGUCAUCAAGUACCAUUUUUAUUCUUCAUUAUAAAAACUAAACAACUUUUUAUUUUCUUAACUUUGUAACAUUUAAGAUUUAUAAAGUUUGAGUUGUUCUUGCAAUUCAUCCAUUGAUCUAAUAUUGAAUAAUUGUUUUUCCUUUUGUUUCAAUAAUUUAUAAAUUGCUUCCAGUUGAGAUGCUUGAGUCCUGCACAAAAAGGAAAGGUUUUUGUGUGGUUGUCAUUCAGUUUUUUAAAAAUAUUGAUUUAACUUACUCUUUUUCUUUCUGUAAUUGCUCUUUUGACAGCACCCUCUUACUAACUCUCCGUCGAAAUUUCACGUCGCAGACCCAUUUUAAGCGAGUUACGCCAGUUUUUCUUGUACCGGCUCGCCUGCUAGGUAGGCAGCCCAUGGCAGCCCAUGCCCGCCAGAUUCAAAAGACAACCCCUUAAAACUCAAGUGUGUCUGGACAGGGGUGGUUUUUGGCGGAACCAAAGGUAGUGUUGUGGUUCCCUGGUUCACCCUUGUCGGUUCGACUACUUUUCCGUCGAAAUCCGGACCCACCCAUUUUCGCUAAAAAUGGGAAGGCCUUUGUAAAUUUGUCCAAAAAUGAAAAAAAUAAAAAUCGCUGGAAAUGAUUGGAAUUGGUCUAGGAGAGUCGCCUUUGACCUCUUCUGUCGAAAUUGCGUGCUUCCUGCCUCCUUUGCAUCCUGUUUUUUCGACUAUAAAAUUGCGUCUUUGGUUUGUUGGAGGAAGAUCGGCCUGGAGGUGCACCUGACUUGGACAUCAGCAAAGCAGCCUAUGUGUCACCUGCUGUAUGCUGAGUUGGCGUCGCAGCUCAUAGCAGGAGGAAUCACUCCUUUUUCUCAUGAUCGCAGGAAUGAAUCUAGUAAGUUUUGACUUUCAAUGUGAUGUUAACAUAAAAUACGAGUGCAUUUAUGGUAGUCAUGUCUGGUAAGAGUUUAUUUUGGUAUUGUUUCUAUUUGGGGGUUACUUGUUAUUUCUUUACUGCUUAUUCUCAUUCCAUGUAUACGGCUUAUUACUUGAGCCUAAAAUAUAUAGUCGUGUUAGAAGUACUGUGCUGCCCAAUGAAGCUGAUAGAGCAGGGUCAAGAAUUUUUGCUAUCAGUUCUGAAGAUGGCAAUGUUAUCUACCAUGUUACUCCAGUGCAGUCUUCAGAUCAGAAGCAAAGUGAUUCAGUCAGAGCAAGACGAAUUUUUACAGUUGCAACACUAGUAAGGCACUGCACCUAUGAAAGGGAUGUGUCUUGGUCAAUACCAUCUGAGCUGUGACUGGUCAGCAAUGAUGGUGAUAGCUCCACGAGCAUUAGCAGCUCUUGCUCGAGCUCUUUAGUGACUGCAAGUGCAGGUCCCCAGUCAAUCCCAGCGGAGACUCAAUUUCAUUGCCUAAUGUUGUAGUAAGAGUUGAUGGUCGGCUUGUUGUGGGAAACCCUGUUUUAAAGAGUCUCAGUCGUGGGUUUGAAGAGGGAGAUGAAGAUGACUUCUCUGAUAAAGCAUCCAACUAUCCAACUAGAGUUAACACCCCAGUGAUGUCUACUGCCGAAAAUGAGUUGGAGGAAUCAAUUUCUGCUGAAGAUUAUUUUAGUAGAACUGGAUCCCAAUCCAGACCUCGAUCUCGGGCAGAAUCUUCUGUUCUUUCUUCUUCAUCAGGGUUGGGCAAGUGCAGCCUAGAUACACUUACCUUGGAGGCAAAAUCAACUUUUGUGGGCAAGCAAAGGUUGUCCUCAGACCUGCAAUCUCAUCUAGCUUUACAUCCACUUCAUUUACAUAUGUUGCUCUACUGUGGAGUGUAUGAUUCAGCCCGUACCCCUUAUUCUCUGCGUACUCUUCGAAAUGCCCUAUCAACAAAACCUAGGACAUUUUUGUCGUGUGCUGCAACAACUGGUGUUGCUCGAUCAUCUUCAGAUCUGUUGAAUUUGUUAGCCAGACAUAGAAAAUCUGCUUCUGGAAAUAAUUUCCAUGGUGAUCUUGCAAACGGUAUUGGUGGCAGUGGGCGCAGUCACAUGUAUUUAGAGGUUCUUCUUCUCACAUGCCUGUAUUACAUUCGUAGUUAUUACCCUAGCCUUGGGCAAAUGAGACUGACCAAACAGGAAAUUGAAGGCAACCAACAGGUUCAAGUUGCAAGUCUGGAGCUGCUUACUUUAAUAUUUUCGGAACUGACAAGUAUUAUUCGUGAUAGCGGCAAAGGCCUUGCUAACUACAUCGGAGAUCUUUUGUCACGGUGCAAAGUUCAGAAAGUAGUGUUACACUGCCUUGUUGCAAGUGUACAUGAUAGUGCCACAACAAACAAUGCUCAUCCAAACCUGACUUUCACCGAGGAAAUAAUUCAAUUCAAUGAUCCCAGUCGACCUGCUGGGGAAAAUCCCAUCAUGUCUCCUCUAGGGGAAGCAUACCAAAUUCAACUCUUAAGACUUUUACUAGCUCUGCUUAUCUUAGAGCAUCAGAUUCAACAUCAAAAAUGUGAAGUUAUUGUUCAACAGAACACUCAGAGUUCAGCUCCAGUGUCGUCAAACAGCCCUAAUUCAUUCAAUGGUGGGGAUGUCUCAAUUUCGGUAUCACAAAAGAACUCUGAACUAAAGUAUAUGCUUGGACGACCAAUACCACAGCAACCAAUGUUUGUAGGAGCAAUUUUAAGUGCUCUUCGUAUGCAGGGUCAGAUGAGGUGGCUACAUCAACACUGGACCACACUGGUAACAUGCUCUUUGCCGUUCAUGGGACAGUCACCGGCACAUGUUGUUCUAUGCGUUGUACGACAACUGUGUGACAAUUUACGCGCCCUUGCCCCUCUUUAUGCCAACACCUUGUCAACAAAGGAACGAAGAAAUUUCCAUCUUCCAGCGGAUUACACUGUCACUCAACUGGAGGGUCUUCCAAUUCUCUGCCAUUAUUGUCUAUUGGAUCAAAGUCAACAGCAUGCCCUCAAUCAACCAUUGCUGUCUGCUAGUGCUGCGCAGCUGGAGGAUCAUGGAGUUAAUGGAGUUGAACCACCUUCCCAUGCGGCACAAAUAUUUAGCACAACCCCAAUCCAUCAAGACGCUGCUCAAGACAAUGUAGAACCUCAGCUUGCAGCUCGCCGAGCAUUAUUAUACAACCUUCCCCAGAUUAUUUCCAGCACAGCCACUCUUUGGAAAGCUGUGACAACAUGCUCAGAAAAAGAUGCGGAAGGAUGCACAACUGCAGGGAAUGCAAGGGUCAUAAGACACCAUUUAUUGGAGUUUUUGAGCCCUAUGUCAAUGCAUCAUGCUACAAACUUCCUCGCAGCCAUUGCAGUUGUAUGGCAAGACCGCCGUCAAAGCUUAUCUGAUCUCUCUGCCCCAAUUACUGCAGCUCCUGAGGUUGUGCCUGAGCAGCAGGUGCUGGUUGAUCUGAUCAGUGCCAUCAGAGCAAUGCCAGUCGACACUUUGGUCCAGACAUUGCACCAAUUGUUGAAAUCACCACCCUCAGUACAUUGAACCAACCAUUCUGUACGUCUAGAAGUGAGUGCACUAGAACUUCUUCUCUGCUACUUGCGACAAGGUAGUAGCCCACCAUUACUCUUGGCUGAGUCAUGGGGCUCUGUUCUUCUACUACUGCGUGAUGGUCUUCAACCAGGACUACCACCCCCAGCACAAGUCUUGCUUCUCUCUGUUCUGAAUGAAUUUGUUCAGCGCUGCCCAUCUCCCUCUGAAAAGCGGGAUGUACGAGAUCUUCAAGAUAUUACUACAAAGCUUGUGGAAUCCUGUGGAUCAAUAGCAGGAGCUCGUUUGGAGCAAACCACAUGGUUGAGAAGAAAUCUAGCUGUAAAAGAAGAACAGUUGGAAGAAAAGGAAUCUAAUCUAGGAACAGCAGGCAACGCUUCAAUGGCUCAAUACAGCAUUCAAGCACAGACAGUUUUAGCUGAACAACUAGCUUCACUGUUGGAUGUUACAUUUGGAAGUCAAGAGAAAGAAAAAGUUGUAAACAUUUUGACAGCCUUGUUGUACAACAUUAUUCCUUACCUAUAAUCAUUCGUAAGACCUUUGGUUUCAUAUAAAAAUGCGGCUAGCUUUUAUGCAUGUUCAGAGCUGCUGGCCAAUCUCACAGCUUUUUAAUAUACUCGUAAGUCAUGGCGCCGAGACGUGUUAGACCUGCUUUUGGAAGCCUCUCUUUUCCAAAUGCGAUGCAUCAUUGAUCAUCUCAUGUCACAUGAUACUACUACUUUUCGAGACCUCAUGAGUCGUGUUUCAUUAGGCCAGGGAAAUUCCCUAAGUCUCUUUUCAAGUCGAGAGCAAGAAUAUGAACAACGAGCGCAUCUUCUGAAAAGAUUAGCUUUUGUGAUUUUGUGUGGUGAAAUGGAUCAGUAUCAAAAGUACAUUCCAGAGAUUCAAGAGAAACUUGCUGAGAGCCUUCGCCUGCCUCAAGUUGUGCCCGCUGUGCAGGCCAAUGUUUUCUUCUGCUUCCGAGUUCUCUUGCUGCGCAUGUCUCCUCACCUUGUGACGUUGCUGUGGCCUGUCAUUAUUAGCAAAAUGGUUCAAGUGUUCCUCCAAAGUACUGAAUCAAAAGAUUCAGGUAUGUAUCAAAAAAGUUGAUUUAUUAUGGUGCUCUUGUCCUUUUCCCUUUUUUUUUUUGUUAGUGUUCUUGUGUUGUUAGAUGAUGCCAUUUUAGAAUCAGUUUGAUUUUAGUGUUAACAUGGUAAUUCAGUAAAUUUUUGCUAAAUUUCAAAAUAUAUGGUAAGUCAAUAUAUUCUCUUAACUUCAAUGAUACUUUCAAAUUUACCGAAGGGUCCACAACCUCGGAUAUUCACGGGUCAAACAAUAAUUAGUAUUCAAUACAAAUCAGUUGAUAUUCACCAAUAUUCACAAUUAUUCAUUUGUAUUCAUUAAAAUUAUAAGUAUUUAAUCCAAACCUGACUUUGUAUUCACGACUAUUCAGUUAAACAUUCGCAAAUACAACUUUUGAAUAUCUAUCUAUGAGUCACAAAAUUUCCAAGUUCUGGACCCCUCAAAAUUUACUUUCUGGGCAAGAUCUUUCUUAUUUAUUUUAUCUAUCAAGCUGUGUGUGUGACCAAUUGGCGAACUUAGGUCCCUUUUCUCCCCUCUUAUUUCAUGAUUGAUUCCUUAUUUUGUAAAAAAUAAAGACCCUAUAAAGACUUUUUGUUUUUUAAACUCGAUCACUCCUUUUGCUUUUUAAAAUUUAAUCUGUGGAAAAUCAGUAUUCAUUGUUCUAAUAUUUGGGCUUUAUCAGCUUAAGGAUCUUAACAUCUUAACAUAUUAACAAAUGCAUUUCUCCUUAUAUUUGAUGGUAUGACUAUGGUUUUACAUUUGAAUGUCAAGUGAUGGCAAUCUUUCUAAAUGUUCCGGUCAGCACUUUUUACCAAUUUAAACACAUUCAUAACUCAAAAUCAUUUCCAUAGCGCUUAAUACAAUGAAAAUUCAUCUGUUAAUAUGUUAAGAUGUUAAGAUCCUGAAGCUGAUAAAGCCUUGACCAUUGGGAUUUGUGCUGCAAAAAUGUUUCUGUUUUUAUUGGUUCAUGGCUUGGCCUGUUUAUUUCAUGUUUCAUGUCUUGGAUUCGUGUUGUUUUCUACUAACAAGCUGAUUUGUGUUUUUACUGCUGCUGAUUCAUGUCUCUCAUGUCUGGUGUUUGGUAUUUGGUGUCUCUGGAGACAGACAGUGCAAUAGGUAAGGUUUUAGAGUAUUCAUCUUUAAAAAAAAAAACUCUCCCUGCCUAUGAUUUUAAUUAUCUAUGUUUUAUCAUUAGUAAUUUUUUCUUGGAAUUAUGCAUCUUUUAUGGGUAUUAUCUGUACUUUCGAGUUAGUUUGAGUUAGUAGAGCCAUUUUCCUUUCACACUUUUGAUCAGCAUCUCCAUAACGUUUUUGUAUCAUUAUAGCCUUUCCCCCUCCUCCAUUCACUUUGUUACAAUUUUCUCCUAAAAAAAACAAACAAAAAACCAACAGAUUUUGAAUGUAAGAGGUUGGAUAGUGUAGUAUCCUGUCUCAUGAAGUGAAAUUAUUAUUAUUUUCUGCCGGUUGCGUUGCUAGUUCAGACUUUCUUUGGGGGUGAUCAAGCCAGUCCUCAAGGAAUCAGUUUAUUGGCUUACUUCAAUCUAUUAUUAUUAUUAUUUUUAUUAUUGGUUUAUUGAUGUAGCUUAAAACAGGGACAUCAGAAGUCAAAUGUAAUAGUAUUUACAGUAAAAGUAGUGAAGAUACAAGUAAAAGUUGAAAAUUAAAAUAAGAUUAAAAUUCAUAGGGCUCUUCAUUGAUGAGGUGUCUUCUCAACUCUUUCUUAAAUUUCUUGAGAUCCUUUAUAUUUUUGAUGUUAUUCGGCAGGUUGUUGAGGAGUUUGCUGCCGGCAUGGAUAGGGUUGUUCUUUGAGAAGGCUCCUUUAUAUAAAUCUAGAUGGAUGUUGUUCUUUUUCCUGGUAUUAUAUUGGUGGAUGUCCAGAUUUUUGGCAAGUUGUUCCUCACUAUUUUUGGCAUAUAUCUUAGUCUGGUACAUGUAUAUUCCUGGUAGGGUCAGCAUGUUUAGUGCCUUGAAGAGGCCCCUACAGGACGUUUCUUUUUGAAGACCUUCCAUAAUUCUAAUUGAUUGUUUUUAGAGACUGAAAAUUUUGUUCAGCUCCACUUUGGGAGCGCAGCCCCACAUAAUGGUUCCAUAGCUGAGAUGGGAGUAAAUGAAUGCAUAGUAUGCCAUAAUUAGGUAUUUUUUGGCCAUGGAUUGGGCUAAUUGUUUAAGUACAAAAUUACCAGAUCUAAGUUUCUUUAUGACUUCAGAGGUUUGCCCUCUCCAAGUUAUUCCUUUAUCAAGGGUUAUUCCGAGGAAUUUGGAACAGUCGCUCUCCUGGAUGUGGGUAUCUUCUAUUUCUAUUGAGAGCUUAAAGUCGCCGUUCCUGUUUUUCAAGGUGAAAAAAAGACAUUGAGUCCUACUGAUGUUGACCACAAGGUUCAGGGAGGCAAGAUAUGUUUUGAUUUUGAUGACAACUUCUUUAGUAAUUUCAAUGAGAUCUUCGAUGGAUCCGCCUGAGAUGAUCAGAGUAAUGUCAUCCGCAUAGAGGAUCGGGUGACAUUCGCUGUUAAAAUUUAUAGUAAUAAAGGACUUAAUCUCAUUUAUAUAGAUGAGGAAGAGAAGGGGUCCUAAAAUGCUACCUUGUGGUACUCCAAAAACUGUGGUCAGGAAUUUUGAGGUAAUUUCCUCAAUUAGGAGUUCCCCUUCCUCUUCUACAGCCACUCAUUGAGUUCUACCAAUUAGGUAUGACUUGAGCCAGCUAUUACCAACGCCCCUUAUUCCGUAGUUUUCCAGGAUCAUUAGUAGGUUUUUAUGAUCAACACAAUCAAAUGCUUUAGACAUGUCCAGGAAAAUACCUAGUUGUUUUUUUUUUUUUGUCUUCAAGGUUCUUGACAAUUAAUUUCAUGGCCUCAGCAUUGGCUGCUGCUGUAGCCUUGUUUUUCUGAAAUCCGAAUUGCUCUUGGAUAAUAAUCUUGUUUUUAAUGACGAAUUUUUCAAGUCUGACAUAGUAUGCCUUUUCAUAUAUUUUUGCUAUGUUGGAUGUUAGUGCUAGUGGGCGGUAGUUCUCUGGUUUAGUUUUGUCAGCUUUCUUAUAGAUGGGGACCAUUUUACUUUUUUUAAGGCAUUCGGGAAAUUGUCCUUCUGUGAAGGACAAGUUUAUUAAAUGUGCAAGUGGUUUGUAGAUUUCUUCGGCUAUUUUUUUGAUGGUAAUGUUGGAGAGUUCGUCAAGUCCUGAUGAGGUUUUGUUUUUUAGUUUGCUAAUUAGUUGGAGUAGCUCAGUCUCAGUUAAUGGUUCAAGAAAUAUUGUUUUCUCCUGCCGUGCCCUUAGUAGCUCAUACUUCUGUUCUGGUUCUUUUAUUAUGGCGGAGGGCAGUUAGCAGCUUCUUGACCAGAACUUGUAUACACCUCAUUGCCAGUCCUCAGCAUUAUGGGUUCUUUGAUCUUGACAUCACAUGUUUUGUGUUGGUUAAUAAUCUUCCAGGCCUCUCUUGAGAUGUUGUCCGAUGUACUUAUUCUUUUGUUGUUCAGUUCGAUGCUGUUUCUUUUGAGGGAGGAGUGUGAUAUGCCUUACGGAGGUUAUUUAUUGUUUCUAUUUCUUUUGAUGUUUUCCCAGAUUUGUUGUUUCUGAGGUGUUCACUUGCCAGGUCCAGUGCAUCUUUUAAUUCUUUUGUAGUUUUGUCCAUAGUAUUGAUGGAUUUUUUCCUAUUGCCAGCUACAUUCUUUUUUGUCUUGGGGCAUGUUUCAUUGAAGUGGUGCAUGAUGGUCUUCAUGAAGGCCCCUGUAGCAUUAUUGACAUUCUUACUGUUGUAUACACCAUCCCAUUUUUCAGUGGCCAAUCUAUUUCUGAGCAGCUGUAUAUUGUCAUUGCUGACAUUUCUCGUAUAUUUUGUAUUUGUUUUUCUUAUGGCCAGCCCGAAUUGACAUUCUCUUCAUUAGAAAUGAUGUUGCAUAAUGGUCUGAGAAAUUAGUUUUGAUUAUUUCUGCAACUUUUUCUACAUCUUCUGUCCUCUCAUUUAUAUUUGUAGCGAUAUUGUCAAUGCAAGUUGAGGUUUUGUCAGUUACUCUAGUGGCAUCUUUUAGCAGUAGCUUUAUCUUGUAGUUUGACAGUAUCUCUUUUAAUUCGACUGAGGCCUUACUAUUGCUCAUGGCAUCAAUAUUAAAAUCUCCAACCACUGUGAUUGUAGUGUUUGGUUUGUAUAUUUCCAGAAGCAUAUUGUUGAGUAGGGUGAGGAAUUCUCCAACUGUUGAAAUGGGAGGUGGUCUAUAUAGCUAUUAUUAUUUGCUUCUUCUCUGUAUUGUUACCACUGUCCACUGUGCAUCCGCAUACUUCAAGUAUAUUUUGUUUGGCGAAUUUGGAUAGGUCGAAAACUUCUAUUUUGGUGCCCUUCUUAGGGGUAGCCAUGAGUAUGACACCUCCUCCUCUGUUGGUAUUUUUUUCUCUACUGAAGUUACUAAUAUGUCGGAUUUCCCCAUAUCGCAGCUUUUAGGCUUCUUCAGCAUACAUGAAAGUCUCGGACAGUAUUAGUAUCUCUGGUUGAGAUUCUUCUAUAAGUUGUAGGAUUUGAUUUCUUUUAUUGGAAGCUGACCUGACAUUAUGUACGAUUUUGAGGUAAUUAUUUGUCUGUAUAUGGUCUGCUUCUACUUUGGUUUUAUGUCAUUCAAGCAGCAGUCUAAGUGUUUCUAAGUGUUUAAGUGGUUAUUGUGAACUAUUUAUGUUAAAUCUGGGAAAAUUUAUUAUUGUUAUUAAUUAUUUUAUGUAUAGAGAAGAAAAAAUAAAUUGUGUUUU